CGAUGACAUCAACUGGUUAAGGCCCUCCCUUUCCUCAGGCUUAGUCGACUCGAAAGCCAACUGAGGGUAUCGAUCUAAGGAAACUGUUUUUCUUGGGCCAACGUUAUAGGCUACGGUGUGCCCCCAAGAUACAUGAUGACGACACUGGCUGUCUUUAGCCUGAUGCUUUCAUCGUCCUACACCGGCGUGAGUUUAUUAGUCAUGCAGUUCCAACAGUGCCGGUGAAUCAGCCUUUUUCUUGUUGGAAAUAUAGUAGCCUCUUCGUCGUAAACUGCCAAAACUACUCAAAAAUUGAUUACGUAAGAUAGGAAACUUAAACGGUUAAGUGAACUUCCCAACUUACCGUAUUUGGAGAACACAUUUUCAAGGGGUAUUAAAACCUGAUCUCAUUGACACACACACAGUUCUCAAACACGAAAAGUAAACACAAUGAGAUAGUGUAGAUUUUCCGAAGUUUAAAAAUGAUUCAAUUUUCUUUGUCUGCUAACUUUCUGCGGAAACUAUUGAACGACACUGCAACUCUGCAUUGUCAAAAAAAGAAAAUAUAAACACACGUCUGCUAGGCCUAGUAAAAAAUGGCCAUGCGUUAUUCAUUUUUGUUUGGUGUUUCACGAAUAUUAACUCGCCAGACAUAUAACGUUUGUCAGAAACAUCAUGCAACUACAGCUAUUUUUCCCGUGCCUUCAAAGAAUAAAACAAUUUCCAAGAAAUUAGCCAUCGAGCAUGAUGAUCCUGAUGUGUUCGGUACUCUUUCUUUACGUGAGAAUCUCGGAACACAAAAGUUAGAUUCUAUAAAGAAUCACGAUAAUUUUAUCGACGAAGGAGAUGCAAUAGAAGAAAAGUUUCUUAGUUUUGAACCUGCUGACAAAAAGAGUUCUGAACAGUUUGAAUUGGAAAUUGAGCAGUUAAUAAAUGACAGAAAUCUGAAAGAAGCUUUGUUUCGACUAGAAGUUACUAUGAAAGAGGACAAAGUCAGACCAUCAAGAAGUAUAUUUUCCUUGCUAAUUGGAGCUUGUGGUAGAGCUGGAUAUACCAAGAAAGCUUUCAAUCUUUUCAAUGUGAUGAAAAAGAGAGGCUGUGUACCAGCAGAUAGCCAUUAUACAGCUCUAUUUAAUUCAUGUGCAAAUUCACCAUGGAAAGAGGAUGGCCUGCAGAGAGCAACCAUGUUGAGACAGCAAUUGAAAGACAAAAAUGUUAUUCUAAAUAGGGCUCAGUAUCAUGCUAUGAUUAAAGCUUUUGGUCACUGUGGAGAAAUAGGAACAACACUUGAGAUCAUGGACGAAAUGGCAACCAAUCAGAUUACAGUUACAACAGAAAGCUUCAAUUUCUUGCUUCAUGCUUGCAUUUCUUUACCUGAAGAAGGAUUUACUCGCGCCAUCCUAAUCUGGAGGAGGCUAAGGAAUAUGAGAGUCACUCCUUCAAUCUUUUCUUACAACCUGAUGCUUCGUGCCGCUCGUGAUUGUGGCGCAAAACAUAUGGAUGGAAAACAUCAACCUAUUGAAUCCAUGUUGCUUUUGGAAGAAAAAACUGGCUCUCAAAGCAAUAAUCCAUUCAAGCCGGCUGUAUUGACUAUGUCAGAGUUAACGACCGUUACAAACCAGCUGACGGUAUGUCCAAACUUCCUCGCUGAGAAAAUCCAGUCGAGCAACGUUAUGGGUUUGGCCGGACUAGAUCGGACUGAGAAUCGAUUGGCUCUUUUGGGAGGUAUUGAAGGUUUUCUGGCAGAAAUGAUCAAGGAUCAUGUUAAACCCGAUAUCAAGACGUUUGCCCUUCUUCUCGAGACCAUAGCGUCUGAUCCAUCAGAAGAAAAAAAACUUAUGGAACAAAUGAAAGCAUUUGGAGUUAUUCCAGAUGUAACUUUUUUGAAUGUUUUCAUUAAAAAACGUCAAUUUCGACGAGACAAUUCCGGUGCUCAAGAAGUAUUAAAUUACUUUCAGGAAUAUCAGCUCUUUCCGAACAUAAUGACGUUUGGGGUUCUUGCAACGGGAUGUCGUUCUUCUCAAGAAGCCGGUGCGUUGAUGAAAGACAUGGAAAAUGCCGGAUUCAGAGUGAAUAUUGAAAUAUUCGGAUCAUUUUUAAAGAACGCGAUUUUUCACAAAAAAUGCUAUUUUAUCAUGGACUUACUGAAACGAGCCACGGAGAUGAACUUAACAUUAGACGAGAAAGCUAUCAAGCUUUUGGAUAAAUUCAGAAGAGAAACCAAGGAAGCUAUUGCAAAGCAUGAUCGAGGUUUGGAAGUUCCUAAAAUCUACGGAAACGAAUGGUUCAGAGAAUCAUUUAGAGUGUUUUGCCUUGGAUACAAACCUCAAAUGGAAAAACUUGAAGUAGCCCUAGAACCUCACCCUUGGCAACAGUACCGAUAUCCUUUAGCGAAAAAGGAUAAAACCGAUCAGACUUCCUAUCCAUCCAAGAGUGGAAAAAGUGUACAAAAUUUAAAAUAAAUAUUUUGAUAAAUGAAAGAGAGCUCUGUAUUUCUUUCUUUCUGCAAUAUGGCUGUUUUUGAAGAGACAAUUUAUAUAAUAUGGCACUCAAUUCUUCUUGAUACGCUCGUCAUUAGAAUUUAACCCUUUGCUAAAUUCAAAUCACAACCUGGACGAGAAACGAUCCCUGGUCCGGAUAUCCAG
Molecule: messenger RNA, 2624 nt
Organism: Daphnia pulicaria
Lineage: Eukaryota; Metazoa; Arthropoda; Branchiopoda; Diplostraca; Daphniidae
Product: pentatricopeptide repeat-containing protein 1, mitochondrial-like
Exons: 10
Coding region: 576-2441 (621 amino acids)
Biological process (GO): tRNA 3'-end processing
Cellular component (GO): mitochondrial matrix
Molecular function (GO): tRNA binding; protein binding
Source: RefSeq, a predicted model, not a curated record